This is a messenger RNA of Diospyros lotus (date-plum), 611 nucleotides long. RefSeq names its product non-specific lipid-transfer protein 2-like. Bases 65 to 349 code for a protein of 94 amino acids. The record is from RefSeq and is a predicted model, not a curated record. Lineage: Eukaryota; Viridiplantae; Streptophyta; Magnoliopsida; Ericales; Ebenaceae. Gene Ontology annotation, biological process: lipid transport. The transcript has a single exon.
GCCACAAACGUACCCGCAUCCCCCUCUCUCUCAUUUGAGCCUUGAAUCGGUGUUGGUGGUGAAAAUGAAGGCAGCAGCUGUGGUGGCGGCGGCAAUAGUGGUAAUGCUGGUGGUGGUGGGGCAGGGGCCAGAGGUGGCGGCAGUGACAUGCAACCCAUCAGAGCUGAGUCCGUGCGCGGCCGCACUCACUUCCAAUACUCCCCCAACAAAGGUGUGCUGCGGCAAGCUCAAGGAGCAGCAGCCUUGCUUUUGCCAGUACCUCAAGAACCCUAAUCUCCAGAAGUUUAUCAGCUCACCCAAUGCCAAGAAAGUCGCCUCCAGUUGUGGGGUUGCCGUCCCCAAGUGUUAGAGAUAUAUAUAUUCCUUCUUCUUCCCUAUCUUCAUGCAUGGUUAUAUAUAUAUAUAUAUGAUUGAAAUGAAGAGGGAGAAUUCAUAAGACUUAGGCUAGCGUAUGUCUGGUUCUAUGUAUCCUCAUACAUGCCAUCAUUGUAUGAGCAUUAUCUAGCACCUAGUAGUUAUGGGGGGAAAUAAAGUCAGUUCUCUUGUGCUGAAUCAGUUCUUGCCACUCUAUGUACUAGUUCUUGAGAUAAUGGCACUAUCUUUAGUGGUGA